Messenger RNA from Stegodyphus dumicola, 377 nucleotides. Its product is annotated as 8.6 kDa transglutaminase substrate-like. NCBI's taxonomy places the organism in Eukaryota, Metazoa, Arthropoda, Arachnida, Araneae, Eresidae. The record is from RefSeq and is a predicted model, not a curated record. Gene Ontology annotation, cellular component: extracellular region.
GACCAUGAACGUGGAAUGUUUCUCAGAACCAGACUGUUCUGAACCAUGUGAUGAGAGCACCUGUAAAAAAGAAGACUGCAAGUGUGGAUCUUACUUAGAUGAAUGUAACUGUUGUUCCAUUUGCUACAAGUGCCCUGGAGAAGAAUGUUAUAUUUUUAAAGGUGAUGCAUGUGCAAUUGGCUCACAAUGCACCCAUCCAGAGGGUACGGAUCCUGUAGAUCGUUAUAACGAGGCUGGGGCGUGCAUCGCUCAUCGGGAUGAUUAUGAAGAAUAAGCAGGAAUUUUCAGGUUCUACUGCGUUCAUUCAAAAUCUUCUUGUCAAGAACUUAUUUGUAAUGCUUUCUCAAAUAAAUAAAUAAAUAGUCGAAAGCAGAAAA